CUUCGCACACACAAACAACGCGGUGGGGAGGGUAGUACUCAUAUCAGGAGACUUGUAUAUAAAGUCCGCCAACCGUGUCCAACAAACAUCAUUCAACGGGAUCGCUUCCAAUAAUCAACACUCAACAUGAAAUUCGCUACAGCUCUGGUCACUUUGGCGGUCGUAGCCCUCGUCCGGGCCGAUGCGUCCAGCGCCGACAAGAAGACGACCAAACAUGAAAAGAGGAGCUUGGGAGGUUUCGGUUCGGGACUAGUACUUUCCGGUCUCGGCUACAGCUCCGGUCUCAGCCACGGCUACAGCUCCGGUCUCGGCUACGGCUCCGGUCUUGGCUAUGGCUCCGGUCUUAGCUACGGAUCCGGUCUGGGCUACAGCUCCGGUUUGAAAUACGGUUCAGGUCUUGGCUACAGCUCCGGUCUGGGAUACGGCUCCGGUUUGAGCUCCGGCUACGGUCUGGGAUACGGUUCCGGUUCAAGCUACGGCUCCGGCUUCGGUUAUGGUUCCGGCUUUGGCUACGGUUCUGGUCUAGGAUACUCCGCUGCCGCCGCUCCCGCACCGACAACCGGCCCCAUCGUUCCAAUCUCCAAGGAAGUGCACAUCAUCAACCGACAUGCCCAACCUGUGUCCGCCCCGUACCCAGUGCCAGUAACUCACGACGUUGCCGUUCCCGUGCCACAUGCAGUACCUUACCCAGUCGACAAACCAUACCCAGUCCAUGUACCAGCCCCAUACCCAGUUCCAGUCGAAAGACCCGUCCCAUACGCAGUCGACAGACCAGUUCCCCAUCCAGUGCCAUCACCUUACCCAGUCCCAGUUGUCCGUGACGUUCCAGUUCCAGUAUCCAAGCCAUACGCAGUUCCAGUCGUCAAACAAGUUCCAGUACCAGUGGCCACUCCAGUCGUCGUGCCCGCCGUCCACCACGCAGCACCAUUGAUCUCUACCGGUUACAGCGCCGGACUUGAAUCAUCUGCAAUCGGUUUCGGUUCUGGUUACGGAUCCGGAUACGGCUCCAGCUACGGUUCCAGCUACGGAUCCGGUUACGGACUUGGAUCUUCAGCCAUCGGUUACGGAGCGUCAUCAUACGGUUCCGGAAGCUUGUACGGUGGAUCUUUGGGAUACAGCACUGGAGGUCUGUCUUCAUAUGGACACAGCGCCCACAGUUUCGAUUACAAGAAAUAAAUCUCUGGUAUGAUUCGCCUACCCAUGCAGAAAUUACACUGCAUUGACGAAGAUUAUAUUUAAGAUUUAUAUUGUAUCGUGUAUAUUGUGUAUACACAUAUUAUGUUCUUAGACAAUUAUUACAAUUUUGUUUUUAUA
Messenger RNA from Myzus persicae (green peach aphid), 1314 nucleotides. Its product is annotated as fibroin heavy chain-like. The record is from RefSeq and is a predicted model, not a curated record. Bases 127 to 1176 code for a protein of 349 amino acids. NCBI's taxonomy places the organism in Eukaryota, Metazoa, Arthropoda, Insecta, Hemiptera, Aphididae. The transcript has 2 exons.